Erigeron canadensis is the source of this 981-nucleotide messenger RNA. Its product is annotated as gibberellin 20-oxidase-like protein. Bases 1 to 969 code for a protein of 322 amino acids. Lineage: Eukaryota; Viridiplantae; Streptophyta; Magnoliopsida; Asterales; Asteraceae. The record is from RefSeq and is a predicted model, not a curated record. The transcript has 2 exons. Gene Ontology annotation, molecular function: dioxygenase activity.
AUGCUUGCAUCUAAAACUUCCAUAGAACUUCCUGUUUUCGAUGUAUCUAAGCCCUUAACUCCAUCUUGCCUCUCCUCCCUAACUUUAGCCUGUAAAGAAUGGGGUUUCUUUCACAUAAUCAACCAUGGUAUCUCCAAAGAGCUUUACAUCAAACUUCGUUAUCUAUCAAAUCAGCUUUUUGAUUUGCCAUAUGAACAGAAGUUCAAAGCUGGUCCUUCAUCGAACAUAAAAACUUACACUCCUCAUUUCAUUGCCUCUCCUUUUUUUGAGUCAAUCCGUGUUUCUGGACCCAAUUUCUUUGAAUCAGCAGAGAGUUCUGCUGAAGUUCUCUUGAACCAGACAAAGUCAGAAUUCAGUGAGGUGUUGAGAGAAUAUGGGAGCAUAAUGAGGACUCUAUCUAAUAAAAUCAUAGAGAUGUUACUGAUGUGCUUAGGGGCAGAUUUUGGAAAGAAAUUUAAAUCCGAGUUCUCUGACUCUGAAGGGUAUCUGCGGAUAAAUAAUUACUCUCCACCUGAUGUUAUUGGAAAAGACGACGUUGAAGGGCUUGGUAUGCACACCGAUAUGAGCUGCAUAACAAUAGUUUAUCAGGAUGAAAUUGGUGGGCUUCAAGUUAGAUCUAAAGAAGGGAAAUGGAUGGACAUAGACCCGUGUGCUGAAACAUUAGUUGUGAAUAUUGGAGACUUAAUGCAAGCUUGGAGCAAUGGGAAGUUAAGGUCAUCUGAGCAUAGAGUUGUUUUAAAAGAAUGUAAAAACCGGUUUUCACUUGCUUUCUUUUGGUGCUUUGAGGAUGAUAAGGUAGUUUUUGCACCUGAAGAAGUUGUGGGUCAGAAAAGUUUGAGAGCCUAUAGGCCUUUCUUGUGUAGUGAUUACAUGAAGUUUAGACAAAAUAGUGAGAAAGGCAAGUUUGAAAAAGUUGGCUUCACGGUGAAAGAUUUUGCAGGUACUGCAGUUGUCAAUACCUCCUUGUGAUAAUCCUAAAUA